Penicillium lagena is the source of this 576-nucleotide messenger RNA. RefSeq names its product GPI anchored serine-threonine rich family protein. The record is from RefSeq and is a predicted model, not a curated record. Bases 1 to 576 code for a protein of 191 amino acids. The transcript has 2 exons. NCBI's taxonomy places the organism in Eukaryota, Fungi, Ascomycota, Eurotiomycetes, Eurotiales, Aspergillaceae.
AUGCGGUUUGAUUACUACGCUACCGCCCUUUUCGGGAUAUUUGGCACAGCCCUUUCCCUUAACCCCAAUUUUGAUCUGAUCAGCAAGCCGACCAAGGGAGAAACCAUUCAGGCCGGCAGCGUGUAUACCAUCGAGUGGGAAAAAUCAACGGAAAACUACUUAGGCUCCAUCAAUAUUUUGCUACAAAACAGCGAGAGCAACUAUGCCGCAGGAUACGUGGAAGUUAUUAGCCCCAAUACUCAAAGCGGUGCGGGCAAAUACAGGUGGAAUGUUAGCAGCAGUCUUCCGACCAGCGACAAGUAUUACAUCAAGAUUGGCUCUAUCGACGAUGCUUCUAUUUUCAAUCAGUCCCCGCUGUUUAAGAUUAAGGGCUCUAACCACUCGGCACACGCAUCUACGAUCACCGCGAGCCCUACCACAACGAUGACCACAAGCUCCGCAAGAAGUUCCCCUACGGGUUCUAAUAAUACAAGCUCGAUCUCGACAUCUACCGGUGCCGGCAGUGCGGCGACCCCAAUUGUCGCUGGUACAUUAGCUUAUGUCGGUGCCGCAGCUAUUGGCAUGCUCGCUUUUUAA